AAAAUAUCUCAUCUUCAUGGUACUAUUAGGAUGGUCGAAAUCACAAAGUAAUGUAAAAUCAAAGUACACAAAAAUUUGAACUUUCCCUCUAAAGAAAACAGCCUAAUUUAAAUAGCGGCGCCGCCGAGAAGCGAAUGAGUGAAAGUUCACUUAUGACAUGAGUUAUGGCCCAAUAUCUGUGGCAAUUGAAUCCUCUUCCUCCCUUUUCACCAAAAUACUCCAUUACACUCAAUCCACUAACCUUCCGAAAGGCCAAUCUCUUCACGCUCAUCUUAUUAAAAUCGGUUCUUCCUCUUCUUGCAUUUACCUAUCCAACAGCAUUGUCAACUUGUACGCCAAAUGCCACCGCUUGUCCGACGCUCAUUUAGCAUUUCAAGAAAUACAGAACAAAGAUGUUGUCUCAUGGAACUGUCUCAUCAAUGGGUAUUCUCAAUCGGGUCGUCGAGAUUCUUCCAUUUCCGUGCUCAAAUUGUUCAAGCAAAUGAGACAGGAAAAUGCGCUCCCAAAUCCGCACACCUUUGCUGGGAUUUUUUCUGCUGUUUCGUCUUUAGGGGAUGCCGGGUUUACUGGGAAGCAAGAACAUUGUCUUGCUUUCAAACUCGGUUAUCUAUCUGAUGUAUUUGUCGGGAGUUCUUUGUUGAAUGUGUAUUGUAAAGCUGGGAGGAAUCAUAUUGUGGAGGCGCGCAAGAUGUUUGAUGAAAUGCCUGAGAGAAAUUCUGUUUCUUGGACUACGAUGAUAUCUGGGUAUGCGUGGCAGAGGCUGGUCAAGGAGGCAGUGGGGGUGUUUAGGGUGAUGUUAUGGGAGCGAGGGGAUGAUGCGAAUGAGUUUGUCUUCACUAGUGUUCUUAGUGCGAUUGCAUUGCCCGAGUUUAUUAAUGUAGGAAAGCAAAUUCAUUGUCUUUCGUUGAAGAAUGGAUAUUUGUGGACUGUUUCUGUUGCUAAUGCUACUGUUACUAUGUAUGCGAAGUGUGGGAGUUUGGAUGAUGCAUGUUCGGCGUUUGAGCUCUCCUCUGAAAAGAAUUCGAUAACCUGGUCUGCGUUAAUUACAGGUUACGCGCAGAAUGGGGAUUGCGAGAAGGCGUUGAAGUUGUUCUCUGAGAUGCAUUACAGUGGGAUGAAUCCGAGUGAGUACACUCUGGUUGGGGUGCUUAAUGCGUGUAGUGAUUUUGAUGCACUUAGAGAAGGAAAACAGGUGCAUGGAUAUCUAUUGAAGUUAGGAUUUGAGCCUCAAAUGUAUAUUCUGACUGCCUUAGUAGACAUGUAUGCUAAAUGUGGUAAUAUAAGUGAUGCCAGAAGUGGUUUUGAUUAUUUGAAAGAACCCGAUAUAGUCUUAUGGACUUCCAUGAUAGCAGGAUAUGUAAAGAAUGGGGAUAACGAAAAUGCUAUGGGUAUGUAUUGUAGAAUGUUGAAGGAGGGUGUUAUACCCAAUGAGUUGACAAUGGCGAGCGUGUUAAAAGCUUGUUCUAGCCUUGCUGCUUUGGAACAGGGGAAGCAGAUUCAUGCUCAUAUAGUGAAGCAUGGGUUUCGUCUUGAAGUUCCAAUUGGAAGUGCUCUGUCAACUAUGUAUGCAAAAUCUGGAAGCCUCCAUGACGGUAAUCUAGUCUUUAGACGGAUGCCUGCUAGGGACUUAGUGUCAUGGAACUCAAUGAUGUCAGGUCUUUCUCAGAAUGGCUGCGGCACUGAUGCCCUUGAACUUUUCGAGGAAAUGCUUCUUGAGGGAACAAAACCAGAUUAUGUUACUUUUGUAAAUAUUCUCUCCGCUUGUAGCCACAUAGGUUUGGUUGAGAGAGGGUGGAGUAUUUUCAAGAUGAUGUCUAAUGAGUUUGGGAUAGAACCUAGGCUAGAGCAUUUUGCGUGUAUGGUAGAUAUGUUUGGUCGUGCUGGAAAACUCUACGAAGCAAAGGAAUUUAUCGUAUCAGCAGCAAGUCAAGUUGACCAUGGUCUGUGUUUGUGGCGUAUCUUGCUAAGUGCUUGCAGGAACUAUAGAAACUAUGAAUUAGGUGCAUACGCUGGAGAGAAGUUAAUAGAAUUGGGUUCACAAGAGUCCUCAGCGUAUGUGCUACUCUCUAGUAUUUAUUCAGCUCUGGGAAGAUUGGAGGAUGUUGAACGCGUGAGAAGAUUGAUGAAUCUCCGUGGAGUAAGCAAAGAGCCUGGAUGUAGCUGGAUUGAGCUGAAGAGUCAGUUUCAUGUAUUUGUUGUUGGAGAUCAGUUGCAUCCACAAAUCAUACAUGUACGCAAAGAGUUAUGGAAGUUAAGUAAGCUAAUGAAAGAUGAGGGAUACAAACCACAUUUUGAUCCUUGCUUAGAGUUGGAGGAGUUAUAGAAUGAUUCCAUAUGCUUUUAUGGAAAUUAUUGUCUUUUUUUUUUUCAACCAUUUGUUAGAAAUGUUCUGUUUAAUCCAAACCUAAUAUUAUAUCUUGAAAUACUGCCUAAUACAGUAGUUGUUCUAUGAAAUUGGAGAUUUUGGUUUUUAUUAAA
Molecule: messenger RNA, 2478 nt
Organism: Capsicum annuum
Lineage: Eukaryota; Viridiplantae; Streptophyta; Magnoliopsida; Solanales; Solanaceae
Product: pentatricopeptide repeat-containing protein At2g33680
Exons: 1
Coding region: 158-2323 (721 amino acids)
Biological process (GO): RNA modification
Molecular function (GO): protein binding; RNA binding
Source: RefSeq, a predicted model, not a curated record